AUGAAAGUCUACACCAUCGGAGGUUCCCGCAAUAUUGGAUAUCACGCUAGCCUCAGGCUUCUUCAUAAAGGCGCCACAGUGACGUUCCUCCUCCGAAACCCCUCUUGUUUUGAUGAGGAUGAAGCUAUCCAGGGAUUCGUCAAGCAGGGAAGGGUCCGAACCGUGAAGGGAGAUGCUUUGGUGAAAGAAGAUGUCCGUCGAGGUUGGGAGGUAGCGGGUCAGAAUGUCCCAGGUUCCUCGUCAGACGCGGAUGGACAAGUCGACGUUCUCCUUUUCACCGUCGGUGGCACGCCCACAUUCAGCCUCACCUGUGGUUUCCUCAUCUCGCCACCCGAUCUCUGCUCCCACUCACUGAUCAACACCCUCUCCACCAUGCCUCGCACAUCUACCCUUCCACGCAUCGUCGCCGUCACAUCAACCGGCCUCACACCCGAGAACACCUCCACACUGCCCCUCGCCAUGCGUGUUUUCUAUCGUGUCCUCCACAGUCCUCACAAGGACAAACAAGGCGCCGAAAGGAUUCUCGCUCGGGCGCUCGGUAAUCCGGAAUCUGAGGAACACAUCCUACCGGAAGAUUGGGACCAGACCGAAGGAUUGCCAGGGAAGGGAGAGUUGAAGCGUGUGGUGGUAGUGAGACCGGCGUUGUUGACGGAUGGAGAGUGUAAGGAGAAGUAUAGAAUCAAGGCUGAGGGAGAUUUGGCGGUGAAGGGUGGCUACACGGUCAGCCGGAAGGACGUGGCGCAUUUUAUCGCCGAGAGGCUUCUGGGAGCGGAGUGGGAUGCCCUGGAGGGCAAGGGCGUGAAUGUAGCCUAUUAGAUAAUUCUUAGUUCUGUCAGCUAGUUCACAAUCUUGGUUUCGGACUGGACCGGAUGUAUUCCUUGUAUGCUGGCGGCCUGCUUCCAAU
Stereum hirsutum FP-91666 SS1 is the source of this 904-nucleotide messenger RNA. RefSeq lists its product as uncharacterized. NCBI's taxonomy places the organism in Eukaryota, Fungi, Basidiomycota, Agaricomycetes, Russulales, Stereaceae. The record is from RefSeq and is a predicted model, not a curated record. Bases 1 to 816 code for a protein of 271 amino acids. The transcript is spliced from 3 exons.